This is a messenger RNA of Ylistrum balloti, 2036 nucleotides long. RefSeq names its product sulfotransferase 1B1-like. The transcript is spliced from 6 exons. Lineage: Eukaryota; Metazoa; Mollusca; Bivalvia; Pectinida; Pectinidae. The coding region runs from base 184 to 1068 and encodes 294 amino acids. The record is from RefSeq and is a predicted model, not a curated record. Gene Ontology annotation, cellular component: cytoplasm. Gene Ontology annotation, molecular function: sulfotransferase activity. Gene Ontology annotation, biological process: sulfation.
UUUAAGCUGGUGUCUGCCUAUGACGUACUGGUACCCAAACCUGGAAAAUAUGUAACACAACGCGGAUGCUUGACCAGAUAGCUGUAUAAAGACACACAAAAGUAAAGAUGAUAGAGAGAAAUCGGUGAUUACCUGAGUGAUAUAGAUAACAAUUAAAAGAGUUUCAAGUCCAGAUCCGUCAAAAUGCCAGUGGUCAAAGUGAAAGAUGACCACGGAAAAACCAUGACCCUUCGGGAGGUAGAGGGUUGCUAUUUACCGUUAAUUCGAGUACCUUAUGAUCAGGAAGAAGAGUUCCUUGGGAGGAUGGACUGGACGGCGAGGCCAGAUGACAUACUAAUUUGUGCUUAUCCAAAGUCAGGGACUCACUGGGUUUGGGAGAUCGUGUGUAUGUUAUUGAAUGGAAACGCCGAAAGAAUCCACUUGAUGAAGGAAAUGGCCAUGCUAGAGUGUCUGUCCCGAUCAGCGCUGGACUCUAUGACGUCACCAAGAGUGUUAAAUACUCACCUGUACUUCGGACAGAUACCAGAGGACUUUAGACAGAAGAAGUGUAAGGUGGUGUACAUACUGAGAAACCCCCGGGACGUGGCAGUGUCCUUCUUUAACCAUCAUACACGACUGCUGGACUAUGAGUAUAGUGGCGAUUGGCAUCAGUAUUUACCGAGGUUCAUUGAGGGCAAGGUGGACUACGGAUCCUGGUUUGAUUAUGUUAUGGACUGGGAAAACGCCAUGAACAGGAACCAGUUGAACCCAACACAUGUGCUCACUUAUGAAGACCUCCAGAAGGACUGUGUGAAAGAGGUAGGUAGACUGGCGACCUUUCUAAAGGCUGAGGGCACUGCUUCAUUAUACCAGGAUAUUGUUAAUCAAUGCAACUUCAAAAAAAUGAAAAAGGAGAAAGACCCAUUAGAGGAUGCAACGGAAUGGAAAGAUGAUCAACCUGGAAUGUACAGGAAAGGUAUAGUGGGAGAUUGGAAGAACUGGUUUACUGUUGCCCAAAGUGACAUGUUUAACACCGUGUACAGAGAAAGGCUGAAAAACACCGUGCUACCAGCGCCUUAUGAUCAAUAGAUUAUGUCAUACAACACAUUCAAAAUGGCAGCGCGAAAAACUGUCUGUAAUCCGUGUGCUGCUUGGACUAAUCUCACAUAACCCAACUACAGUAUUGACUAACGUCUGUCAGAGAAAACACGUGGAUACACAGGUACACAUCUGUCUGAUAUCUACCUGUUACAUAGAUCGCUUUUAUAUCGAUUCCCUCGUAUUGAAUAAAACAUGUUUUUGUGUGAAAUUGUAUUUAAAAAGAUAGUUUGAUGCUUUUUAGAUUUUAUUUACAUUCUUUCUGAUGGUAUGGUUAUUGCGAAAAUUUAUAAAUCAGUGUUUUAAACAAGAGAAUGUGAAUGUUUAGGACCUGUUGAAGUUUUUUUCUACGCUCAGUGGAAUCCGAUUUCUGAAUUGGUUUAAAGGUUGUGGCUCGACUGUUUAAACUGAGGGUUCGUAAAGAAGAAAAAGAGAACAGUAUACCCUUGUUUUCUAUGAGAACCCUUUUUAUAUAGUCUUCCUUUCAUCUUUCGCCCGCCUGUUUACAUGUAUCGAAAACAAGCUUUGUGAUAUUAAUUAGUAACGUAUUUGUGUAUUUUUAAUGAAAAUCUAUGUAUAUAAAUAACUUUUAAUGUCUAUUUUCAAAAUUGUGUUAUGUUGUUUUCAAAUGUUGCCGUUAUGUAUUUUCAUCACCAUGAAGAUUAAGUUAGGUUAACAUAAAACUACUGAAAAGCACUAGGUUCACUACAGGAAAAUCAGCAUCAUCGUCGGAGAGUCAGUGUGAUUCAAGGCAUCACUGGUCACAGAUCAACAGGUAGAUAAUCUCUAGAUUUAUUGGGAUUUUAGUACUCUAUGUUUCUUUAUAUGAAUAUAUGCCUGUAGUAAUAGUAAUGUAUAUGUAAUCAAAUGUGGUGGUAUCCAAGACUGUUUCAAAAAUUGUUAUAUGAAUUAAUAUAUUUUCACAAAAUUUAAGAUUUGAAAAUAAAUUUGUAAUUUUA